GAACAUGAUGCCCAAGACGCUGGAGGGCCAGAUCACCAUGGAGAAGACCCCCAGCUACUUCGUGACCAACGAGGCCCCCCGGCGCAUUCACUCCAUGGCCAAGGACACGAAGCUGAUCGUGGUGGUGAGGAACCCGGUCACCCGCGCCAUCUCGGACUACACGCAGACACUCUCCAAGAAGCCCGACAUCCCCACCUUUGAGGUGCUGGCCUUCAAGAACCGGACCCUGGGGCUGAUCGAUGCCUCCUGGAGCGCGAUCCGCAUCGGCAUCUACGCCCUGCACUUGGAGAACUGGCUCCAGUACUUCCCCCUCUCCCAGAUCCUUUUCGUCAGUGGCGAGAGGCUCAUCACUGACCCGGCUGGGGAAAUGGCCAAGGUCCAGGACUUCUUAGGCCUCAAGAGGAUUGUGACAGAGAAACAUUUUUAUUUUAAUAAAACCAAGGGGUUCCCCUGUCUAAAGAAGCCAGAGGACAGCAGUGCUCCCCGGUGCUUGGGCAAGUCCAAGGGUCGAACUCACCCCAAAAUAGACCCAGACGUCAUCCACAGACUGCGCAAGUUUUACAAACCCUUCAAUGUCAUGUUUUACCAAAUGACGGGCCAGGAUUUCCAGUGGGAGCAGGAAGAAAGUGAUAAGUAG
Apaloderma vittatum (bar-tailed trogon) is the source of this 637-nucleotide messenger RNA. It is a transcript of the gene HS3ST4, whose product is annotated as heparan sulfate (glucosamine) 3-O-sulfotransferase 4. The record is from RefSeq and is a predicted model, not a curated record. The transcript has a single exon. The annotation marks the transcript as partial. Gene Ontology annotation, molecular function: [heparan sulfate]-glucosamine 3-sulfotransferase activity. NCBI's taxonomy places the organism in Eukaryota, Metazoa, Chordata, Aves, Trogoniformes, Trogonidae.